UAAUAUUAUAUUUAAAACAAAUAUGCAUUUUAAUAAAAAAAGAAACUGAUAUAUAUACUUUAAUAAAGGAAUCAUCUAUUAUGUCAUUUAAAGAUUCUCGUGAUCGAUUGCCAACAUUACAUGAGGUGCUUUCGAGGAGAGCAGAACCUCCAGUUGAUCUGUUUAAUUUCUACAUCUAUAUGCGAGAUCAAGCACAAAGUGUCGACUAUCUUGAUUUAUGGUUAGAUAUUAUGCAACAUACAUCAUUAUGUCGCCUUUAUGUGCGAGAACUAAGAAAAUCUAUUCUUGUUUCAACACCAGAAAAAUUUGAUAAGGAAGCAAAAGAGAAGCUAAAAAAUUUUAAAGAUGGAGAAGAAGGCGAUUAUUUGCGUUCUACUAUGUAUUCAGAAAAAGAUAUAGAUGUUCAUAUUGUAACAUCAAAUCUUCACAACUUCGGGCCUUUGGGCAGUGAAUUAAACAAUAAUCGCACUAGCGGAAACAAAGGACGAAAAAGAGAAUCCUAUUUAUCAUCAGAAGAAUCUCGUAAUUCAUCAGAAGUGACACAAACAAUCAACCGUAAAGAUAUUCGUGCAUCUGCAGAACGUGUACUUUAUGCAUACUUAAUUCAAGGCGCAGAAAGAGAAGUAGCACUUCCUUCCCAUAUUCUUCGGGGAAUUGCAACCGCAAUAGAAGCAGAUGGUAGAGAUGAUCCAGAAGUUUUUGAUGAAGCAAGAGAUUAUGUAUUUCAGGCCAUGGAACGUGAUGCAUAUCCAGGUUUUUUAAGGGCCAAAGCUUUAGGGAAUAUUAUCCCAUUAAGUAGUCUUCUUCGAUUACUUAUAGGUCUUUUAUCAUUAUUUGCAGGACUUUGGACAGGAUUCACUCUAAUUUUCCUCGGUGCAACAAAAAGUGAACGAUCAUGGAUAUUUUUACCAUUUUUAAUAGGAAUAUAUUGUAUUUAUGCACAUCAAUACUUUCUCGACCCUAUUUUAGUCAUUAUUGGAUUAUCAGAAACAACAUUUCUAUCAUAUAUGCGUAUACGAGAACCAUAUGUUAAAAAACUAUUACUAAAACGAGCUUUAUGGGUACUAUUAUUGAUCGGGAUUACAGUAAUAACAAUAUCUUUAUUAAUGAGCCUGGUUCCUACUUAUAGAUUAUAA
Molecule: messenger RNA, 1136 nt
Organism: Pneumocystis murina B123
Lineage: Eukaryota; Fungi; Ascomycota; Pneumocystomycetes; Pneumocystales; Pneumocystaceae
Exons: 2
Coding region: 81-1136 (351 amino acids)
Biological process (GO): intracellular protein localization
Cellular component (GO): plasma membrane
Source: RefSeq, a predicted model, not a curated record